CGUGUCUCCAGCUCCAUGUGAGGUCCUGUGCUUCCUGCCCUGGUCCUAUGGAGCCAUUGAAUGCACAUUCAGCCAGCUGUCUAAUGUCAUAACAUCACCAUCAUGAUGCAAUCCUUACUCAGGCAUAGCAUCUUCAGAAACUACAACAACCUGUAUAGAUGUACGUUGAGGGCCACUGGAACAGUUAGCUAUAUCCAGCAUACAUCACAACCAUCAGACACAAAUGACUGGAAACCACUGCAUGUGCCUGUAAUGGUUGACGAAGUCAUUGAGUCUUUGAAGCCACAACAAGGACAAACCAUUUUGGACAUGACCUUUGGUGCUGGUGGUCACUCUACAUCUAUCUUGAAGGUGUCUUCUGAUAUUAAAAUAUUAGCACUAGACAGAGAUCCAAAAGCUUAUGAAAUAGCACAACAACUGUCCUCCUGUAAUGGACAGAAAAUUCAAGCUUUCUUGGGGAGAUUCAGUGAUUGUGAAGACUUGUUAAUAUCUGCUGGAGUAGAACCAGCAACUGUAGAUGGAGUUUUGUUGGAUGCUGGCUGUUCCUCUAUGCAGUUUGACAAUCCAGAACGAGGUUUCUCACUUUCGAGGGAUGGUCCCUUGGAUAUGAGAAUGGACGGUGACCGGUACCCUGACAUGCCCACCGCUGCUGAUGUUGUGAAUGCUUUAGAUCAACAGGCGCUUGCGUCCAUUCUGAAAACAUACGGGGAGGAGAGACACGCCAGGAAAAUAGCCUCAGCUAUCGUUCAAGCACGUAACAUAUACCCCAUCAACAGGACUCAGCAGCUAGCUAGCAUUGUUGCAGGAACCUGCAUGUAUUCACGAAAAGAUCUUCUCCAAAGACCAGCUCAUGCUGCUACAAAAACGUUCCAGGCUCUUCGCAUUUUUGUGAAUGAUGAACUCAACGAGCUCUACUUGGGCCUCAAGGCAGCUCACAAGUUUUUAAAACCUGGUGGAAGACUUGUUGUCAUUUCUUUCCAUUCGCUAGAAGACCGCAUUGUAAAACGAUUCCUGCAUGGCAUAGAUAUGACUGAGAAGCCAAAUCUUGGUAUUAGACACAAAAUAAGGCAAGGGAAACAGACGCACGUCCUGGAAAUGGAGGACGACGAAAUCCUAAAUUCACAGUCUAACUCUGCAUGGUCUUUUAUACAAAAGAAAGUACUUUUACCACAGUACCAAGAUGUCCUAGCCAAUCCACGUGGCCGGUCUGCAAAACUAAGAGCAGCGAUAAAGCUAUGAAUAUGCCAGGGGUUUAUUUAUGUCAUGGUAUGUUUUAAUACUACAUAACUAUACAUGUUUCUUCUUUUUAAUUGCAAUCAAUAAAAUCUACCUGUUCUAUUUUUA
Pelobates fuscus (common spadefoot toad) is the source of this 1344-nucleotide messenger RNA. RefSeq names its product methyltransferase 15, mitochondrial 12S rRNA N4-cytidine (gene METTL15). Gene Ontology annotation, molecular function: rRNA (cytosine-N4-)-methyltransferase activity. The coding region runs from base 103 to 1239 and encodes 378 amino acids. The transcript has 6 exons. Lineage: Eukaryota; Metazoa; Chordata; Amphibia; Anura; Pelobatidae. The record is from RefSeq and is a predicted model, not a curated record. Gene Ontology annotation, biological process: rRNA base methylation.